Molecule: messenger RNA, 2959 nt
Organism: Bactrocera latifrons
Lineage: Eukaryota; Metazoa; Arthropoda; Insecta; Diptera; Tephritidae
Gene: uex
Product: metal transporter CNNM4
Exons: 10
Coding region: 113-2956 (947 amino acids)
Biological process (GO): transport; magnesium ion homeostasis
Cellular component (GO): plasma membrane
Molecular function (GO): transmembrane transporter activity
Source: RefSeq, a predicted model, not a curated record
GUUAAGUGUAGUGCAUCAUUUGAUGUUCCUGUAGUUUUUGAUUGUUUUUGUAAAGUGGAGAAGUGAUUUUUACCAAUUUAUUUAAAUAAAGUUUGUUAAAUAAAAGUUCAAAAUGCAAAAUCAAGGAAAACAGUCAUACAAAAGCCAAAUACGGACUAGAAAUAAACAGUUUUUAUUAAAAAACGCAUCCAAUGGCUUAAAUACCUCUUCUAUGAGGUGUUUAGCUCCCUCAAGUGGUCCACAAGCUCCAGAGCUGUUGCUGGGGUCCAAAUUAUCGAAUGAAAACAGUGGAAAAUCAAUGUUUCAACAUUUGCAUAGCAAUUAUAGUGUUCCAACUCGUCCCUUUAUCCACGCAAAAAUUCAAAGCCUUCCCAUACUUGUGUUGUCUUUAAUUGUUCUCUUAGAAUGCUUUUGUAUUGGUAGCUGUGCACAAAUCAAAAGUAAAAGUGAUUUAUUAAGUGGAGCAAUAUUAACGCCAGUUGACGAUGUAGUGCCUAGAAUAGUCGAAAAUGUUCCUACAAAAAACAAGGGCAACACUACAUUUACUGACUUUUCCGACUCUACCAAACAUAAUCAUCGUGUUGAACGUGAUGUGUCGAGUGACGAUUUGAAAAUCUUCGGGUUUCGCGUAGAGUCGAGCAACAAUGAGAUUGAAUACCACGAUGGCGGCGUGCCGAGUGUGCUUAAAGAUAGCGAAUUUACAAUGCGUAUUUUCGGUAAAGGCAUUACACCAGAUACCGUUAUAACAUUUACUGCUACAUCAAAUACAUUUGGUGGAAAAUGUCAAAUACCAGCAACCUUGCUAUACAAACCCAUAGAGGGUUCAUCGACCAACGAAUCUGCUGUCUAUCGCAUGUCCCUGCCCAAACUGGAUGUAGCAAUGACCAAUGGCAGUGAAACAUUUUAUUUGUGUGCCAAAAAUGAUCCACAAAUGGAUGUGGGCAGCGCCACGGAUACAAAACCGAUGGUACAUCAAGGUGGAGAUGUUUAUCUGCAAAUAAAAACAUAUGAAAAUUUACUCCCCAUCUGGCUGUCAAUUGUCAUCAUUUUAGUCUGUUUAGGUUUCUCAUCGUUGUUUUCAGGUCUCAAUUUGGGUCUGAUGUCACUCGAUCGUACAGAAUUAAAGAUUUUGUGUAAUACUGGCUCAGUUCGCGAACGUCAAUACGCUAGAAUUAUUCAGCCCGUCCGAGAACAGGGUAAUUUCCUACUGUGUAGUAUUCUCUUAGGCAAUGUGUUGGUGAACUCUACAUUUACAAUUCUUCUGGACGGUUUAACCUCAGGUCUUUUUGCUGUUAUUGUUUCCACGCUUGCCAUCGUUAUAUUUGGUGAAAUUACGCCUCAGGCUGUUUGUUCGCGACACGGUUUGGCCAUUGGCGCUAAGACGAUUGGCAUUACAAAAGUUGUUAUGGUGCUCACAUUCCCCAUGUCAUAUCCGAUUUCGAAAAUGUUGGAUUGGGCAUUGGGUGAAGAAAUCGGCAAUGUUUACAAUCGCGAACGCCUAAAGGAAUUAGUGAAGGUUACAACAGGUACAAAUGAUUUGGAUAAAAAUGAAGUCAACAUUAUUUCGGGUGCUUUGGAGUUGCGUAAAAAGACUGUUGCUGAUGUGAUGACUCAUAUCGAUGAUGCUUUCAUGCUAUCGCUUGAUGCUCUGCUAGACUUUUCAACCGUAUCGGAAAUAAUGAAGUCAGGAUACUCACGUAUUCCCGUAUACGAUGGCGAUAAGAAAAACAUCGUUACUCUGUUGUAUAUUAAAGAUUUGGCAUUUGUCGAUACCGAUGAUAAUACACCGUUACGUACGUUGUGCGAAUUCUAUCAGAAUCCAGUUCACUUUGUUUUUGAGGAUAUGACGCUCGAUCUUAUGUUUAAUCAAUUCAAAGAUGGUACUAUCGGUCACAUUGCAUUUGUACAUCGUGUUAACAACGAGGGGGAUGGUGAUCCAUUCUAUGAAACGAUUGGUCUUGUGACACUUGAAGAUGUUAUUGAAGAAUUGAUUCAAGCUGAAAUUGUUGAUGAAACUGACGUAUAUAUUGAUAAUCGUACAAAGGUACGUCGCAAUCGUAGUAAAAAGCAGGACUUUUCCGCAUUCGCCGAACGUCGCGAAAAUCAGAAGAUACGAAUUUCACCACAACUCACCCUGGCCACUUUCCAGUACUUAAGUACAUCUGUCGAUGCCUUUAAAAAGGAACUUGUUUCCGAAAACAUCUUACGCCGCCUACUUAAUCAAGACAUUAUUCAUGCUAUUAAGUGUAAGGGUAAAAAUAAGGAUGAUCCUCGUUUGUUCAUUUACCAACAAGGUAAAGCCGUGGACUUCUUCGUACUUAUUUUAGAAGGUCGUGUUGAAGUGACCGUCGGCAAAGAGAAUUUACUUUUCGAAAGUGGCGCAUUUACAUACUUCGGUACUGCAGCCCUUCAACCUAAUGUCGUUGUUGAUUCACCCAGUCAACAAAUGCGUGGUUCUAUUCAGUCAUUGAAUAUGGAUUCGAAGAUUCGCCAAACGUUUAUACCUGACUAUUCGGUGCGUGCCGUCAAUGAUGUCGUAUACAUCGCAAUAAAACGUAGCCUUUACUUAACUGCCAAGAAAGCUACACUUUUAGAAAAGACCCGCAAGAGUGGUAUUGAGCUGAAUAGUGAAAUUACUGAUGAUGAAGUCGAAAGGUUAUUACACUCUGUGAACGAGGAUGAAAUUAGGGCACAUGUCAAUCAUAAAAUAGCUAUAACUGGCAGCAAUACAGCCUCACCGUCAUUAAAUGACAUAUCAUUACAAAGUCAUAGUAAUGCACCGCCGCCGCACAAUAUGCACAGCAGUAGUAGUGGUGAAGUUUUAGAUGUUGGCUCAUUAAGCAGCCAAGUGACAUCGGAUCCAGUUAACGAUCAAUCAGAACAUAACGGCGAUCGCGAGAAUGUCGCUACUACACCACUUUUGCCUAAGACUAGUGAUAGCGCUAAUAACAAAUAACAA